This is a messenger RNA of Hipposideros armiger (great roundleaf bat), 2761 nucleotides long. RefSeq names its product solute carrier family 2 member 4 (gene SLC2A4). Gene Ontology annotation, biological process: cellular response to insulin stimulus; dehydroascorbic acid transport. The transcript is spliced from 12 exons. Gene Ontology annotation, molecular function: D-glucose transmembrane transporter activity. The coding region runs from base 305 to 1834 and encodes 509 amino acids. NCBI's taxonomy places the organism in Eukaryota, Metazoa, Chordata, Mammalia, Chiroptera, Hipposideridae. Gene Ontology annotation, cellular component: plasma membrane; endomembrane system; perinuclear region of cytoplasm. The record is from RefSeq and is a predicted model, not a curated record.
CAAGAAAUUUUUCUCAAAACUUCCCAGCGAGAGGCUGGCGGGAACAUGAGGGGCGUGACCUCGCUGGUCCACCCAAUAACUCACUGGUGCCAAAUUCUAAACCUCAGGCUUAGAAAGGGGGCGUGGUCUUCUGGGGUGUGCGGGCUCCUGGCCAAUGGGUGUUGUGAAGGGCGUGGCCCGUGGGGGAUGAGGGGGCUCCUCGGGUCUUUUCCCCCCAGCCUGGCUUCACCAGAUCCUCCGGAGCCCUGCCGCUCUCGGGCUCCUUGGCUUGUUGCUCUCCUGUGCCUCCAGCUCCUGAGACGAGAUGCCGUCCGGCUUCCAACAGAUCGGCUCAGAAGAAGGGGAACCUCCUCAGCAACGAGUCACUGGGACUCUGAUCCUCUCCGUAUUCUCUGCUGUGCUUGGCUCUCUGCAGUUUGGCUACAACAUUGGGGUCAUCAAUGCCCCUCAGAAGGUGAUUGAACAGAGCUACAAUGAGACAUGGCUGGCGAGGCAGGGGCCUCAGGGACCAGGCUCCAUCCCCCCAGGCACCCUCACCACCCUCUGGUCUCUCUCGGUGGCCAUCUUUUCUGUGGGCGGCAUGAUCUCCUCCUUUCUCAUCGGUGUCAUCUCUCAGUGGCUGGGAAGGAAGAGGGCAAUGCUGAUCAACAACACCCUGGCAGUGCUAGGAGGCACCCUCAUGGGCCUGGCCAAUGCUGCUGCCUCCUAUGAGAUGCUUAUUCUUGGACGGUUCCUCAUUGGCGCCUACUCAGGGCUGACGUCAGGGCUUGUGCCAAUGUAUGUGGGGGAGAUCGCCCCCACUCACUUGCGGGGUGCCUUGGGGACGCUCAACCAACUGGCCAUCGUCAUUGGCAUUCUGAUUGCCCAGGUGCUAGGCUUGGAGUCCAUGCUGGGCACUGCCACCCUAUGGCCACUGCUCCUGGGCAUCACAGUGCUGCCUGCCCUCCUGCAGCUCGUUCUGCUGCCCUUCUGCCCAGAAAGCCCCCGCUACCUCUAUAUCAUCCGGAACCUGGAGGGGCCUGCCAAAAAGAGUCUGAAGCGCCUGACAGGCUGGGCUGAUGUGUCUGGAGCACUGGCUGAGCUGAAGGAAGAGAAGCGGAAGCUGGAGCGCGAGCGGCCACUGUCCCUGCUGCAGCUCUUGGGCAGCCGUACCCACCGGCAGCCCCUAGUUAUUGCAGUUGUGCUGCAGCUGAGCCAGCAGCUCUCAGGCAUCAAUGCUGUUUUCUAUUAUUCGACCAGCAUCUUCGAGACAGCAGGGGUAGGGCAGCCAGCCUAUGCCACCAUAGGAGCCGGUGUAGUCAACACAGUUUUCACCUUGGUCUCGGUAUUCUUGGUGGAACGGGCUGGGCGCCGGACACUCCAUCUCCUGGGCCUGGCGGGAAUGUGUGGCUGCGCCAUCUUGAUGACUGUGGCUCUGCUUCUGCUGGAGCGGGUUCCAGCCAUGAGCUAUGUCUCCAUCGUGGCCAUCUUCGGCUUUGUGGCAUUCUUUGAGAUUGGCCCUGGCCCCAUCCCCUGGUUCAUUGUGGCCGAGCUCUUCAGCCAGGGUCCCCGCCCAGCAGCCAUGGCUGUGGCUGGUUUCUCCAACUGGACAUGCAACUUCCUCAUCGGCAUGGGUUUCCAGUAUGUUGCGGAUGCUAUGGGUCCCUACGUCUUCCUUCUAUUUGCGGUCCUCCUGCUUGGCUUCUUCAUCUUCACCUUCUUAAAAGUGCCUGAAACCCGAGGCCGGACCUUUGACCAGAUCUCAGCCGCCUUCCACCGGACAGCCUCUCUUUUAGAGCAGGAGGUGAAGCCCAGCACGGAACUUGAGUACUUAGGGCCUGAUGAGAAUGACUGAGGGGCCAGGCAGGGGUGGGAGAGCCAGUUCUGUCCCCAGAGACCCCUCCUUUCCUCUGCAGCACUUUAACCCUCUCUUCCCCAUCACUUCCAGGGUAGAGAAAGUCCCUGCAGCCUGGUGGAAUUGGGAAGCUGGAGGGAGAGGUGGUUGGAGCACCCCCUCAUUCCCCUAGGAUCCUCAUUCUCUUGGAUUAUUUAUGUGUUGUGGUUACACUGUGGCCAUUGGGAUGGGCCAUUCUCCCCUCUGAUCCCCUUCCUCCUUCCUCCAUAGUCCACACCAUCCCCACCCCUACCCAGCCUAAGUUCCAGAAUACUUUUUCCUCUCCUGGAGAGAAGAGGGAUUAGAGGGAGGAAGGGCUCUAGGACUGAUUUUAGUGGGGGUUAACUGAAGCACAAAGCAGGGCAGAGCAGGACUGGAGGUUUCCUGCCACUUUGGACUCCUCUCACUCUCUGGCACUUUCCUGAAUUCUUGCAACAUAGAACAUGGGUGAAGAAGGGUCUGUUUUGACCCCUCCAUGGCAAAGGACACACCCUCCCAAGGUCUAACCUCACCUCUCUCACAGCACGCUCAGUCUUCUCACUCAACCUUCCAGGCAAGAGGGAACACAUGCCCAUAUGUGAUGAGAGGAAGGGACAGCAAGCUCCGCCUUAGGACUCCAGGCCCUACCCCAACUGCUUCCCAAGGCUGCCAAGUGGGGGCCCAGCUCUUUCCUGCUCUCCCAUCCUGGAAGGGUGUUGUACCCGCAGGCUUUUGACCAACUAAGGGAAAGAGGGAUUUGAAAGGCUGCCUGUAAACACUGGGCUGGGAGGAGCCUUGGGAUAUUUUUGUAUAUGUUUGAAAAAGAAGAGUUAGGGAGAAGAAACUGAAAGUCUGUUGUACUAAAUGUAAAUAUAUAGAUACGUAUAUAAAGUCACUGUAUGAGACAAG